AUGAAGGCACACUUCGGAUGUACUACGUUUCAAACUCGAGCUUUGUGCUCCUCCUUACUCGCAGAAGCAAGGUACGCAAGCCUUCAGCUCGCAGUCAUGCAGAUCUCUACUGACAUCGAACCAACCCCCGUCCGCGUCACCUCAACCCUGGCCGACAUUGUGCGCCAGGCCUACGACAAGAACAGAGCCCUCAGCAGCUCUGAAACCGCCGUCUCACGCUCUCGCGGCAGCAAAGGAUCUAUCCUCUGUCGUAAGGUGCAGCAGACCUACUUCUGGCGACACUUGCAACGUGUCUUCCUUGAAAACCCGCAUGAGUGCGGCCGCUAUGAGGCUAUGACUGUAGUCGAGUACGAACAG
Molecule: messenger RNA, 357 nt
Organism: Monosiga brevicollis MX1
Lineage: Eukaryota; Choanoflagellata; Craspedida; Salpingoecidae
Exons: 2
Source: RefSeq, a predicted model, not a curated record